Messenger RNA from Orycteropus afer afer, 2118 nucleotides. It is a transcript of the gene PRDM13, whose product is annotated as PR/SET domain 13. The record is from RefSeq and is a predicted model, not a curated record. Bases 1 to 2118 code for a protein of 705 amino acids. NCBI's taxonomy places the organism in Eukaryota, Metazoa, Chordata, Mammalia, Tubulidentata, Orycteropodidae. The transcript is spliced from 4 exons. Gene Ontology annotation, cellular component: nucleus. Gene Ontology annotation, molecular function: protein binding.
AUGCACGGGACCGCCCGCGCUGCAGCCACCAGCGUGAGCGCCGACUGCUGCAUCCCAGCCGGCCUGCGCCUCGGGCCCGUGCCCGGCACCUUCAAGCUGGGCAAGUACCUGUCAGACCGCAGGGAGCCCGGGCCCAAGAAAAAGGUGCGAAUGGUGAGAGGGGAGCUUGUGGACGAGUCGGGGGGUUCUCCUCUGGAGUGGAUAGGGUUAAUCCGGGCAGCCAGGAACUCCCAGGAACAGACGCUGGAAGCUAUUGCAGACUUACCCGGAGGACAGAUCUUCUACCAAACACUUCGAGACGUCCAACCAGGGGAGGAACUGACUGUGUGGUAUUCCAAUUCCUUGGCUCAGUGGUUCGACAUCCCCACAACUGCUACUCCUACACACGACGAGAAAGGGGAGGAGCGCUACAUUUGCUGGUACUGCUGGAGGACGUUUAGAUAUCCCAACAGCCUUAAGGCUCACCUACGCUUCCACUGCGUGCUCAGCGGCGGCCGCGCCUUCCUGCACCAUGAGCACGCGGCUCGCCAAGGCGUCAACCCAGCCCCGGAUGGCCUUCGCCUCUCUCCGAAACCCUCGACGCCUGACUUCUCCGGGGUCAUCUCGACGGACACUCUGCGGCCCCAUCCGCAGGCACCGUCGCCCCCUCAGACCUGCGGGACGCGGGAGGGCAUCAAGCGCGAGGUGUCCUCCGCGCCCUCAGCCACUUCGUCGCCCCCGGGCAAGUGGGGGCCGCCCAAGAAGGGCAAGGAGCAACCGGAGCGCGCCCUUGACAUGAGCGGGGCCGCUCGCGGACACUUUCUCGGCAUCGUGGGCAGCUCCCCGGUGGGGGGCGGGGGCCUGGCCUUCUAUCCCGGCGUGCACUCUGCCUUCAAACCCGCUGGCUUAGCCAGGGCGGUCACAGCCGCGCACGGCGACCCCUACAGAGAGGAGAGCACUGGCAGGCCAGGGACCAGUCUGGCCUUGGGCAGACUGCUGGGCGGGGGCCGGCAGGUCGGGCGCCCCCGAAGCGGGGAGAACGCGGGGGCAGGUGGUGCCAACCACCAUCAUCAUCACCACGCGCACCACCACCACCACCACCCCAAGUGCCUGCUCGCGGGAGACCCGCUGCCGCCCCCUGGCCUACCAUGCUCAGGAGCUCUGCGUGGCUUUCCUCUGCUCCCAGGCCCCGCGGAUGAGGCAUCCGCUUUCAAGCACGUGGAACGCGUCCCGCCAGCUGCAGCCGCCGCGCUGCCUGGCGCACGUUAUGCGCAGCUGCCCCCUGCGGCAGGGCUGCCCCUUGAGCGCUGCGCGCUGCCGCCCCUCGACGCGGGAGGGCUCAAGGCCUACCCAGCUGGCGAGUGCAGCCACCUGCCAGCCGUCAUGCCGACCUUCACAGUCUACAACGGGGAGCUUCUCUACGGCUCCCCGGCCGCCGCCGCUUAUUACCCGCUUAAACUGCACUUCGGCGGGCUACUCAAAUACCCCGAGUCCAUCUCCUACUUCAGCGGGCCCGCGGCGGCGGCAGCGGCAGCGGCAGCAGCCGCCCUGAGCCCCGCUGAGCUGGGCUCCCUGGCCAGCAUCGACCGGGAGAUAGCCAUGCACACGCAGCAGCUGUCGGAGAUGGCGGCCGGGAAGGGUCGCGGACGCCUGGACGCGGGGGCGCUGCCGCCCGCCAUGGUGGCGAGCGGUGCAGGGGGUGGCGGGGGCGUGGGCAAGCCCAAGACCGGGCACUUGUGCCUCUACUGCGGCAAACUGUACUCACGAAAGUACGGGCUCAAGAUCCACAUGCGGACGCACACGGGCUACAAGCCACUCAAGUGCAAAGUGUGUCUGCGGCCCUUCGGCGACCCCAGUAACCUCAACAAGCACAUCCGGCUGCACGCUGAGGGCAACACACCUUACCGCUGCGAGUUCUGCGGCAAGGUGCUCGUUCGCCGCCGGGACUUGGAGCGCCACGUCAAGUCCCGCCAUCCAGGCCAAAGCCUGCUCGCCAAGGCAGGCGAGGGCGCGGACGCCGAGCCUGGCUACCCCCCGGAGCCCGGGGAGCCCAAGAGUGACAACGAUAGCGACGUGGAUGUCUGUUUUACGGACGACCAGAGUGACCCAGAAGCCGGGGGCGGCGAGCGCGAUUCGUAA